Messenger RNA from Morone saxatilis (striped sea-bass), 3343 nucleotides. It is a transcript of the gene otud7a, whose product is annotated as OTU deubiquitinase 7A. Lineage: Eukaryota; Metazoa; Chordata; Actinopteri; Moronidae. Gene Ontology annotation, cellular component: nucleus; cytoplasm. Gene Ontology annotation, biological process: protein K48-linked deubiquitination; protein K63-linked deubiquitination; protein deubiquitination involved in ubiquitin-dependent protein catabolic process. The record is from RefSeq and is a predicted model, not a curated record. The coding region runs from base 464 to 3343 and encodes 959 amino acids. Gene Ontology annotation, molecular function: DNA binding; cysteine-type deubiquitinase activity; zinc ion binding. The transcript has 13 exons.
GUGAAGGCACAGCGGCCUCUGGCGGCUCCUCCCCGGUUGUGUCUCCCCCCUCCGAGGGCGUGCGCCACGGCCCCUCACCGGCUGACGUCAGGCGGCAGCGGCCGUCGAAAGGGGGCGUGGCCUUGUUCUGCUGCAGCGGAGAAAUAUGACAUGGGGCUGAGCGAGAGGGAGAGGGAGAGUGAGACAGCCUGAUAGGAAUUAACGGUUCGUCAGAGGUCUGGACUGAAAACCUGAGGAUGGGGAGUAAUGACUGAAAACACAACGGGUUCUCUGCAUCCCCGGUGUCUUCCUCUCUUCUACUGCCUCUGAAGCCAUGGACUAGAGCUACAUCUGGUCCUGACAGUCCCGUGGUCAUCAGAUGGCUUCUCAACAACCCUCAGCAAAAAUACAGAAAAUGAGAACGUGAAGGCUGGCGUCCACCAAGGCCACCGCUGCACCUUGGGCAGCGCACACACAUGAUCACAUGACUCUGGACAUGGACGCGGUCCUGUCAGACUUUGUUCGGUCCACUGGGGCAGAACCGGGUCUGGCAAGAGACCUGCUGGAAGGUAAAAACUGGGACCUCAGUGCUGCUCUAAAUGAUUAUGAGGAGCUCAGGCAGGUCCACACUGCCAACCUGCCGCAGGUCUUCAACGAGGGCCGCUACUACAAGCAGCCAGAGACACGUGACACGCCCACCCAUGUCAGCAAGAUCGACAGGCCGUGCGCACAGAAGCAGGAGGACAAUGCACAAGAGAAGCGUCUGUCCCGUGGGAUCUCCCACGCCAGCUCUGCUAUCGUCUCCCUGGCGCGGCUGCAGGUGGCCAGUGAGUGUACCAGCGAGCAGUUCCCUCUUGAGAUGCCCAUCUACACAUUCCAGCUACCGGACCUCAGCGUGUACAGCGAGGAUUUCAGGAGUUUCAUAGAGAGAGAUCUGAUAGAGCAGUCCACUAUGAUGGCUCUGGAGCAGGCUGGUCGUCUGAACUGGUGGUCCACCAUGUGCACCAGCUGUAAGAAGCUGCUCCCUCUGGCCACCACAGGGGAUGGGAACUGCCUUCUGCAUGCUGCCUCUUUAGGGAUGUGGGGCUUCCAUGACAGAGACCUGAUGCUGAGGAAAUCCCUGUAUACAAUGAUGAAGAGCGGAGCCGAGAGAGAUGCUCUCAAGAGGAGGUGGAGGUGGCAGCAAACCCAACAAAACAAAGAGUCGGGUCUGGUGUACACUGAGGAGGAGUGGGAGAGAGAGUGGAACGAGCUGCUGAAGUUGGCCUCCAGUGAGCCUCGCACUCACCUCAGCAAAAAUGGCAACACCAGCGGAGGGGUGGAUAACUCUGAGGAUCCGGUCUAUGAGAGUCUGGAGGAGUUCCAUGUGUUUGUGCUAGCCCAUGUGUUACGCAGGCCAAUUGUAGUGGUGGCUGAUACGAUGCUCAGAGACUCAGGAGGAGAAGCGUUUGCUCCCAUCCCGUUUGGAGGACUCUAUCUGCCUCUGGAGGUGCCUCCGAGCCGCUGUCACUGCUCCCCUCUGGUCCUGGCCUACGAUCAGGCUCACUUCUCUGCGCUGGUGUCCAUGGAGCAGAGAGACCAGCAACGAGAGCAAGCUGUUAUCCCUCUGACUGACUCGGAGCACAAGCUGCUGGCACUCCAUUUUGCCGUGGAUCCUGGCAGGGACUGGGAGUGGGGGAGGGACGACAAUGAUAAUACCAAACUAGCCAAUCUCAUCCUGUCUCUGGAGGCCAAACUCAACCUGCUGCACAACUACAUGAAUGUAACAUGGAUCCGAAUCCCAUCAGAAACAAGGGCUCCCUUGGCUCAGCCAGAGUCUCCGACAGCCUCUGCAGGUGAGGAUGUCCAGUCUCUAGCUGAGUCCAUGGACUCUGACCGCGAGUCUGUCGGCAGCAACUCUAACGUCAACAACGGCAAGCCCAGCAAGGAGAAGGACAAAGACAAGCAGCGCAAGGACAAAGACAAGAGCCGGGCUGAUUCUGUAGCCAACAAACUAGGUAGCUUCAGCAAAACCUUGGGAAUCAAGUUGAAGAAGAACAUGGGAGGUCUGGGUGGCCUUGUGCACGGCAAAAUGAACAAAUCUAACUUUGGCUCAGGUCGUAAUGGGGAGAAUGGAGGGGAAAAGACAAAGAAGAAGGAGUCUAAAACAACCAAGGGAAACAAGGAGGAGUCGGGCCAAUCAGCCAGCUCCACCUCUUCUGAGAAGGCCACUAGUCCCUCUCCUACAGACAGAGACAGACCCUCCAGCUCCUCCCCCACGGAAAGACAGGACAGUGCAGGGAAAGUCUCAGGGGACAAGACCCUGGAAAACUGGAAAUACAGCACUGAUGUCAAACUUAGCCUCAACAUCCUGCGGGCUGCCAUGCAGGGGGAGCGCAAGUUCAUUUUCGCAGGCCUCUUGCUCACCAGCCAUCGACACCAGUUCCACGAGGAGAUGAUCAGCUACUACCUGACCAACGCCCAGGAGCGCUUCAGCCAAGAGCAGGAGCAGAAGAGGAAAGAGGCCGAGAAGAAACCCCCUGCCAACAACGAGGUGGCUGUGAAGAAGCCUGAGCAUGAGAGUGUCUUCCAGAGGGAGAGAUCGGACAGCUCGCCUCUGGAGAGCUGCUCUCCCGUCCUGCCCCACCACACCCACACCUACAACCACAACUCACAGCCUCCACUGGGUCUCAAGAUGCAGGGCAGGAACAGUCCCACUCCUGCAGCCCCUCUUGUCUCGGUCCCAGUCCCUCCUCUCACCCCGCCAACAGCCUCCCACCACGUCUCCCACCCAGCCCCAGCCCCUGCGCCUUACUCUUCCCCCAGUAUUGGUGCUAAGAGACCUGGGCCAGUUCCUGUGUCCGCCCACUACAGCCAUACACCGCCCAUCCAGAGGCACAGCGUGAUUCACUUACAAGAUGUCAACAUGCAAUCCUCCAUCUUCCAAGAUGACCCCUAUAAGCCCGUGGUGGGCACCUUAAAGACAUGCGCCACCUACCCCCAGCAGAACCGCACACUCUCAUCCCAGAGUUACAGCCCUGCUCGCCUGUCAGGGGUCCGCACUGUUAACACCAUAGAGACACUGUCCUACAACAUGCCUGGUGAACACAAGUCCCACACCUACACCAAUGGAUUUGAUGCGGGAGACAUUCAGGACUGCCUGGAGUUUGCUGAUGAGGACAACUCGUCUCACACCUGGCUCAACCAAGACAAAACCAAAGGGCGGAGCUCUGGAAGCCCUUUGUACUGCUUUCAGCAGCGCCGCUGCAAGAGAGAGAACUGCUCCUUCUACGGUAGGCCAGAGACAGACAACUACUGCUCCUAUUGCUACAGAGAGGAGCUGAAACGCAGGGAGAGGGAGAGCAAAGUGCAGAGGCCUGCAUAG